Caretta caretta (loggerhead turtle) is the source of this 1059-nucleotide messenger RNA. Its product is annotated as killer cell lectin-like receptor subfamily B member 1B allele A. Gene Ontology annotation, molecular function: signaling receptor activity. Gene Ontology annotation, biological process: regulation of natural killer cell mediated cytotoxicity. Gene Ontology annotation, cellular component: cell surface; plasma membrane. The record is from RefSeq and is a predicted model, not a curated record. Lineage: Eukaryota; Metazoa; Chordata; Testudines; Cheloniidae.
GUCCUUAGCCUUAAACGGCAAAGGGAAUCCACAGAGCGGUGAUAGGAAAGAAAUUCAACAGCUUCUGAUAGAUAAGACUUCCUGGCUUUGGAUGUGGUGUUCAUUUUGUUUUAUGCACAAUAGGUGGUUCUCCUGAUUCACAGCCCUGCUAACUGGUGUGCUCUCUUCUCGGGCUGUACAUGCCAUGGCUGGGGACGUCGUCUAUGCUGACUUAGACAUCCCGGGAGCCCGCUUACCUCGUUCAUCUCAACCCCACAAUUUCCAUCAGUGUCCACACUGGCAUCAACUUGUCUUGAAGAUCGGAGCUGCUGGGUAUGUUGUCCUGCUGAUGACAGUCAUAGUGCUGAGUGUUUGGGUUUUUCAGGGCUCCUCGGGGCGUGGACUGGCCCCCGAAGGCGAUGUGGUCUCCGAGAGACCCAGAAACGAAAGUAAAUGUGUCGCCGGCCUGGAGAAAUUGUCUCACCUGAAACAGCACCUGUGUGACCCACCCCAAAGCAGCUCAACAGAAGGCUCCAGCUGCGUACUUUGCCCCCAAGACUGGCUGCCGUACAAGGGAAAAUGUUACUGGGUGUCUAAAGAAACUAGAAUGUGGAACAGCAGCCGUGAUGACUGCUUAACGAAGAGCUCUCGUUUACUGGUGACCCAGGACCAGGAGGAGAUGGAUUACAUACAGAUGAUCACAACCGAGAAAAAUUCUCUUUGGAUUGGAUUAAACUUUAAAUCUCCCGAGAGGAUGUGGAUGUGGGUAGAUGGCUCCCCCUUCAAUAGAGACCUCACAGGGAAACCCAGUGGAAGGGACUGCGGGGUGUUAAAAAGAAACCAGAUUGCGUUGGAAACCUGCAGUGCUGAAUUAAAAUGGAUCUGCCAGAAAGAUGCGCUCCUGAUCUAAGCAAGGCCGUUGCAGAACUGACAGAGGAGAGGCCUUCUGUCUGGGUCUGCCCCAAGAAGAUUAUUGUAAGGGCUUUGUAACUUCCGUUGUUCCACUGUUUGAUGCAUCUGGGGCAGGAUCCCAGCUGAUGUAAAUCAGCGCGGCCUCAUUGGCAGAGCUGUGGGCCAGUU